Marmota flaviventris (yellow-bellied marmot) is the source of this 2286-nucleotide messenger RNA. The record is from RefSeq and is a predicted model, not a curated record. NCBI's taxonomy places the organism in Eukaryota, Metazoa, Chordata, Mammalia, Rodentia, Sciuridae.
AUGUCUGUGCUGGUGGCCUCCCUGCUGCUCUGGGGUCUCACCCUGGACCCAGCAACCAAGGCAGCCGUGGUAUUUGAGACCAAACCCAGCCUGUGGGCAGAGCCAGAAUCGCUGCUGGAACCCUGGGCCAACGUGACCCUGCGGUGCCAGGCCCGGUGGCCCACCCUGGACUUCCAGCUGCUCAAGGGUGGGGUGAUGCAGGAGCUCGUGCACCUGAGCGCACCCACCAUGGAGCACCAGUUCCCGCUGGGAGCAGUGACCAGUGACCACCAGGGCCUCUACCGCUGCCGCUCAAGGCUUAGGGAUGGGCGAUGGACCGCACUGAGCAACCUCCUGGAAGUGACAGGGACAGAGCCCUUGCCCCCACCUUGGCUCUCCACGGAGCCGGUGCCCUGGAUCACACCCGGCCUGAACACCACUCUGCUGUGUCACGGGGGGCUGUUGGGUGUCACCUUCCUGCUGAGGCGGGAAGGCGACGAUGAAUUUUUGGAGGUGGCUGAGGCCGGGCAGGGCAGAGAGGUCACUUUCCCAGUCCAUCGGGCCGGCAAUUACAGCUGCAGCUACCGGACCCACAGCGCAGGUGACCCCUCUGAGCCCAGCGCCACUGUGAGCAUCGAGGAGAUGACCUCGCCGCCGCCGCCAAGUUUAAAUGCACAGUUCCCCGAGGUCCUGCGCCCGGGCGACCGCGCGACCCUCAUCUGCGUGGCGCCCCUGGACGGCGUUCACUUCCAGCUGCGGCGGCGCGGAGAGGAGUUGCUGGUCCCCAGGAGCAGCACCAGCCCGGACCGCGUCUUCUUCCACCUGAACGCGGCGGACACGGGGGACAGCGGUCCCUACACCUGCCGCUACCGGCUGCGCUCCGAGGAAGCCGCCUGGUCGGCGGACAGCGCGCCCACGGAGCCGGUGUGGAGCGACGAGACGCUGCCCGCGCCGGUGCUCGUGGUGGAGCCGGAGGGCACCAGCCCUGCGAGCGGCUCGCUCGUGCGGCUGCGGUGCCGCGCGCCCCGGGCGGGGCUGCGCUUCGCGCUCAGUCGCCAGGGCGCGGGCGGGCAGCGCCUGAGUGGCCUGCUGAGCCCCGCGGGGCCAGAGGCGGUCUUCGAGCUGCCCGAGGUGUCAGCCGCGGACACGGCCAACUACAGCUGCAUCUACGUGGACCCGACGCCGCCCUUCGCGGGCUCGGCACGCAGCGCGCCUCUGGAACUGCGCGUAGACGGGCUGCUUCCCCGGCCGCGGCUCCGAGCCCUGUGGAGCGGGCCGGUGCCCGCGGGCCGCGACGCCGUCCUGCGCUGCGAGAGUCACGUGCCAGACGUCGCCUUCGAACUGCUGCGCGCGGGCGAGGAGGAGCCCUCGGUGACGUUCCGCACGGCGGGCAACUCGGCCGACCUGGUGCUGGAAUUCGUGGGGCCCCAGCACGCGGGCAACUACAGCUGCCGCUACCACCCCUGGGGGGCCGGCUCCUUCCCGUCGCGGCUCAGCGACCCGGUGGAGCUCCUGGUGGCGGUGUGGGCCAGGUGGGUGACGCGGCUGAAGGCCUUCCACACUCACUGCGGCAUGCGGCGUCUUCUGGGAUGGCCCUUCUGGGAGGACCCCAGCUCCGAGGAUGGCUGCACCCCUCACACCACACUGCUCUGGCCUGGGGGAGUCGCAGUGCUCAGCGAGCACUGGCUGGACAAGGGGUCCAUCUGGAUGCCAAUGACCACUCGGGCCCCGCGUCUCGGGUUCGUGUCGCUGAGCUCCGUCGGCAGCGGGGUCCCCGUCACAGCAGCCGUCACACCCCGACCCCGUCGCCCCCGCUUCCGUCAGGGCACCGCAGGGGUCGGCGGGACCACUCCGGCCGGGCGGCGCGGCUCGCCAGGUGCCGCCGACGCCGGGGACCGAGGCUCGCACCGCGCACUCCGCGCCCCACCCCGCGCCGACCGCGACGGCGCCCGGUCCUCACGCGCCCCACCAGGCCGCUCCACCCGCCGGCGCCGGCCUCGCCUUCGGCGCCCGGGGCUGCUCUCUGGUCCUCGGAGCGACCGAGGCCCCAGCCGGCCGCGCGCCCCACGCCCGCCAAGUCCGGACUACAAGUCCCAGAAGGCUCUGCGCCGUGGCCCGGGCGCCGCCUGGGCGAGGGUGCCCGAGCCGGGCCGUGGUGAGGUUCCAGGUAGAAGGGGUGGGGCUCGAACCCGCAGCGUGAUCGGCGGGUGGGAGGGCGUGGCGGCGUGUCAAGGGCCCGGCUGCCUUCGAGGGCGUGGCCUCCCGGUGAGGGGCGCGGCUACCCUGCUGUGGGGUGGCUGCGUGUGA